UCCGCGCGCGCGCACGAGCCCUCCUCCCGCGAACGCGCUGUGCUGCCCCAGGCCCCGCAGCCGAGCGCCGAGCGGCCGAUCCGUCACUCACUCCCGCAGCCCGCGCUCGCGUCGCUCGUGGCUCCACCCGCCAUUGUUAACCCAUAACUCGCUAUGGAGCAUGCCUUUACCCCGCUGGAGCCCCUGCUACCCACGGGAAAUUUGAAAUACUGCCUUGUGGUUCUUAAUCAGCCUUUGGACACACGCUUUCGUCAUCUUUGGAAAAAAGCGCUCUUCAGAGCCUGUGCUGAUGGAGGUGCCAACCGCUUAUAUGACCUCACCGAAGGGGAGAGAGAAAGCUUUUUGCCUGAAUUCAUCAGUGGGGACUUUGAUUCUAUUAGGCCUGAAGUCAGAGAGUACUACACCGAGAAGGGCUGUGAUCUUAUUUCAACUCCUGACCAAGACCACACUGAUUUCACCAAGUGUCUUAAAGUGCUCCAAAGGAAGAUGGAAGAAAAAGAGCUGCAGGUUGACAUGAUCGUGACCCUGGGAGGACUUGGUGGGCGUUUUGACCAGAUCAUGGCAUCUGUGAAUACCCUUUUCCAAGCCACUCACAUCACUCCUUUGCCAAUUAUAAUAAUCCAAGAGGAAUCUCUCAUCUACCUCCUCCAACCAGGCAGGCACAGGCUCCAUGUAGACACUGGGAUGGAAGGCAGCUGGUGUGGCCUUAUUCCUGUUGGACAGCAUUGCAACCAGGUGACGACAACGGGCCUGAAAUGGAACCUCACAAAUGAUGUGCUUGCCUUUGGAACACUGGUCAGUACUUCUAACACCUAUGAUGGGUCUGGGGUCGUGACUGUGGAAACUGAUCACCCGCUUCUCUGGACCAUGGCCAUCAAAAGCUAACCUAGAGUGUGGUGUCCAUCAUGUGCCUCUGCCUUCGCUCAUCUGCCCAGUGGCUCCUGCUCACCAUGAACAAUCACCUAGGUGUGCAGAAAUCUAAACUUCUCCAUAGGAAGCCCUGGGCUUUCAAGAUGUUGGGGAUUAGGGUACAGCUGAGGAGAGGAGCACUUGCUACACAGGGGCAAGGUUCGACCCUGAACACCACAAAAUUGAGAUGUUGGUGUUUAAACAUUCUAGUCAUGCUGUAAAUGAUAUCUCAAAUUUAUACUGAGGGAAAAUUAUGUUCCAUCAAAGUAAAUAAGCUUUAUUAUACUCUAUUGAAAAGGCUAAUGUAGAUCGUUACAUUAUAUAAUUCAGUUCUGAUCAUUGUAAUUAAUAAGUCCAUUUACCUUAAAAUUCUUUUUUAAAUUCGAAGCACCAAAAACUGUUGUCAGUGUUGCCUUGGAGUCUAGCACUUCCUUAAAUGCCUGCCAACAAGGGCUGCCUACCUCUGAGUAUCUCCUCCUAGCAUUGGAUUCCUCUCUAUAAUGUAUAUUAUCUUCCAGAGUGCUGUAAUAAAAUGGCACCAUUUCACUUUGACAUGAUAUUUUAAAAGAUAAGAAUCAUUGACUUAAUUCUUAGAUUUGAAAGCAAGCAGUUACAUGGGCUAUGGGUAAAUGAGAAGUGGUAAUUCAUGAUUCCCUCAUACAUUAACCCCUCAAAACUUAAAAGUAAUCACUCUGAGCUUUAGAAAUGCAGAGAUCCCUAUGAAAAUCAUGACAAACUCAAGAGGUUUGUGUAGAGGAUUCUUAAUCCUAAAAAUUCAGUCACUUUUAACAUGCCUCACACUAAAAAAAUGAACUAUUAAUUAAUGGACCAUACAUUUCCUGACAUCAGCAGAAAAUCAGUGUACCUAUGGAGAUAAAUGAACACAGCCUGCUGAGGAAGUCAUCCAAUGUGCUGAUAUUGUGUUUCCCCAAAAAUAUUGUGCACCCUAAUAAACUUAUCUGGGAUCAGAGAACAGAACAGCCA
Molecule: messenger RNA, 1893 nt
Organism: Peromyscus leucopus (white-footed mouse)
Lineage: Eukaryota; Metazoa; Chordata; Mammalia; Rodentia; Cricetidae
Gene: Tpk1
Product: thiamin pyrophosphokinase 1
Exons: 9
Coding region: 154-885 (243 amino acids)
Biological process (GO): thiamine diphosphate biosynthetic process; thiamine metabolic process
Molecular function (GO): thiamine diphosphokinase activity; thiamine binding; ATP binding
Source: RefSeq, a predicted model, not a curated record